GUUCGUUUUGGGCUGGCUGUUGAGGUUGUCUCCGACAUGAGGACUUGGCCAUCAUAACACCGCUCAACAAGAUUUUGUUUCAGUCGAUCGGCUUGUUCCUCAUUGAACCGUGUUUCGCUCAGAAGCAUAAGAGAAAAAAGCUGACAAUGGGAAGAAAGAAAGUGGAAGAGGUUGUGGUUGAUCCAUCAGCAUGGAUGCUGGCAAACGCAUUCGCUGAGUUUGUAUUGUUUCACACUGAUGAAAUCAAGUACAUGUGUAUGUUAGGAUAUACUUUUAUGCAUGGAUCGAAGGUAUUUGCCAAGUUACCGGCUGGUGCUGCCACAACCUAUAAGUUUGUCAACCUGCUGCUGGCAUCGACUGGUGGUGGAAUUCUUGUUCCUAUCCUGAUCAAUGGAAUCCCUGUUCCUCUGGCACAAGAUUCCUACCCCAUUGCCAUUCUGUGCUCUUACCUACUACACAGUUAUGUUCCAAUCGUUAGAGAUGUGUUCAAGUUAUCCAAGGUCUUCAAGGCAGGAGUCAUUAUUCUUUACGAAACGAUGAGAGCUUUUGUGGUCUGCAAGCUCACGAUUGCUGCAGGCAACGCCAUUGCUCCUUCGGAAUUCGACUUUCCCAUCUUUGGACCCAUUUUUUGCGGCACUCUCGCUGGUUGUGGAGGAGCCUUCUUACCAAUGAAUAAGGGUUUAGAUCCCAUCAAGGCGGGUCUUGCACAGCCAAUGCUCUCGGCCUUUAUUGGCGCCACAUCUUUGCACCUCUUCUUGAACACAUCUUUGAGCGAGGGUAUCAUUGACGGAACCAAGAAAGCCAAGGUCUGCAUGGCUGCUUUCUUUAUCCUUCACAGCUAUUAUGAGAACUUUUUCAAGCCUGCUCCAGCGGCUGACAAGAAGAAGACAGAGUAAAGGAAUGCCAUGGCAUCCAAGCUACAAAAUAUCAGUGACGCGAUAAUGAUUGACAAAUGAGGGCGAUGAACGAUUGAAAACAGUUUGUGUAAAAUAAUAAGAAUCCAAGUCUUUUUUUGAUAACUAAAAGGUUAAACCAGUUUACCGAGCGU
Molecule: messenger RNA, 1048 nt
Organism: Seminavis robusta
Lineage: Eukaryota; Bacillariophyta; Bacillariophyceae; Naviculales; Naviculaceae
Source: the annotation of a GenBank genome assembly